AUGAUUAUUCCGACACUCGUGCAGCUCAGCAGUCGAGUUCUGGGAAAAUAUUUCCUAUCGAUCGAAAGCUUUCGAUAUAUUCCGGAUGAAUUUGUCGAGAACAUCUUUGACAGUUAUCUGAAAAUGAAUUCAUCGCUAUCGAUUAUAAGCCAAGAAGAUAUGAUACGAAUUGUAAAAGUGUUAACAGAUUAUCAUGGUGACUUAUUCUGCACAAGUUUCUCUUAUAUUAUUGCGAAUCAUUUGAAUAUCUUAACUUCGAAUUUUUACUUUCAUUUAUUUAAAUGUGUACAUAGAAAUUUAGUUCAAUUGGACUUUUCUCAUGCGUUGGAGAAAUAUACAUUGGAAGAGAAAGAACAGUUCUUGAACAUUUUCGGUCAAAUGGAAACAAUUGAAUAUUUGAGAUUAACUUAUAAUCGAUUAGAUGAUGAUGAUAUUCGAUUAUUGACUGCAAGUCAUCGGAUUCAAAGCAAAGCAUUGUGUAAUUUGCAUAGUUUGCAUCUUCAAGGUAAUCAUCUUACCAGUCGUUCGGCUCGGUUCCUCAAAUCACUAACAACACUUGAUACUUUGUAUAUCUCCCUGGCAUCUCUUCAUGACAAAUCGGAAUUUGUUAGAGAGUUCGACAAUCUUUACGAAUGUAUUUGUUCGGUGCAGAAUAGUUGGGAGGAAAUUAUCAAUCGAGGUUGGAUUGGCAAGAUUCCUCAAUUGCAAUCUUCGAAUGCAUCAGGCGACAAUAGUUUUUAUCGCAAACGACGUCGUGUAGAUAAUGAUGAUUCAAUUGCCUUAAUCAAACUCGUUCGGCAUUGUUCAACAUGUCAGCCAAAUUCAUUGAAAAAAACGAUGAAGAAAACGGAGAAAAUCAUUUCUAAUCCAAUAGGAUUCAUAGAUUCUAAUAUGCUUUCAUCAAAAUCAUUUUCCUUAGUUCGUUUGAACCAAUCGACGCAUCUGUUUCGACGUUCUUUUUUUAAUCAAACUUAUAUUAAUGGUCAAUGGGUUUCAUCACAAACGGGAGAAACUUUUAAAGUUUAUAAUCCAGCAAACGGCGAAGAAGUAGGUAGUGUACCUAAUUGCAAUACGCAAGAUGCGGAAAAGGCCAUUCAAGCAGCGUAUGAUGCAUUUCAAAAUAAAUGGUCAACGAAGACGGGAAAAGAACGAAGUGUCAUCAUGAGAAAAUUCAAUGAUCUAAUCUUGAAAAAUAAAGAUCAUUUGGCAAAAAUCUUGACAACUGAAAUGGGUAAACCGGUAAAAGAAGCCGCUGGAGAGAUUGUGUACGGUGCAAGUUAUAUCGAAUGGUUUGCAGAAGAAGCAAAACGUAUUCACGGUGAUGUACUUCCAGUUGGGAUAGCAAAUCGCCGUUCAUUUGUUCUUCGUCAGCCAAUUGGUGUCUGUGGUUUUAUCACACCAUGGAAUUUCCCAAGUUCAAUGAUUCUACGCAAAGCUGGUCCAGCACUGGCUGCUGGCUGUACGAUUGUAGUUAAACCAGCAGAAGACACACCCUACUCGUGCUUGGCUCUUUGUGAUUUGGCAAAAGAAGCAGGUUUUCCUGAUGGUACAUUGAAUGUGUUAACCAGUACACGAUCAGCUGAGAUUGGUAAAUUUCUUUGCGAACAUCCCCUGAUUUCCAAAAUGUCAUUUACUGGAUCGACUGAGGUCGGAAAGAAGAUCAUGGCGAUGUGUGCAUCAACGGUGAAAAAAAUAUCGUUGGAACUUGGUGGAAAUGCACCAUUCAUAGUAUUCAAUUCUGCAGAUGUCAAACAAGCAGUACAAGGAGCAAUGGCAUCGAAAUUUCGUGCUUCCGGUCAAACGUGCGUGUGUGCGAAUCGAAUUCUUGUGCAAGAUGGUAUUUAUGAUGAAUUUGUUGCCGAAUUUACCAAGAAAGCUAAAGCACAGAUUGUGGGAGACGGCCAAGACGAGCGAACACAUUUAGGACCGGUUAUCAAUAAAGAUCAAUACGAAAGAAUUAUCGAUUUUAUUGAUGACGCCAAAAAACAAGGAGCAAGAAUUGUCACUGGUGGAAAUGAGAAGAAAGGAAAAGAAUCAGGAUUUUUCAUUCAACCAACUGUCGUCGCUGAUGUUAAGUUAUCGAUGCUUGUAGCUAAAGAAGAAAUAUUUGGACCUAUCGCUGCACUUAUCAAGUUUAAAACAGAAGAUGAAGCCAUCAAAAUUGCGAAUUCAGUCGAUGUCGGUCUUGCGGGUUACUUCUAUAGUCAAGAUUUAUCACAAAUUUGGCGUGUGGCAGAACGACUUCAAACUGGUAUGGUCGGUAUCAACGAAGGACUUAUCUCAUCCGUUGAAGCGCCAUUCGGUGGAAUAAAGCAAAGUGGUUUCGGACGUGAAGGUUCCAAAUAUGGUAUUGAUGAUUAUGUUAACAUGAAAUAUCUCUGUAUGGGCGGUUUAAAAGAUGUUGAUCGAAGUUCGCAAUAA
Molecule: messenger RNA, 2421 nt
Organism: Adineta ricciae
Lineage: Eukaryota; Metazoa; Rotifera; Eurotatoria; Adinetida; Adinetidae
Source: the annotation of a GenBank genome assembly